AUGGCGGACUUUAAAAGGAUUCCUAUUAAAAAAUUCUCUAAAGCCAAUGUUGAAGAAAGCAGUGAAUCAAGCUAUUGGAUGGGAUAUAAGUUCCCUAUAGUGGCCAAAGAACAUUCAGCAAUAUCAUGUAUCGAUUUUUCACCUGUCCUACCGCAUCACUACGCUGUUACUUGUUCCGCAAAGGUGCAAUUGUACGAUUGUGCAAGUAAUCAAGUUUACAAAGCCAUUUCGAGGUUUCAUGACUCUGCCUUAUGCGGUACAUUUCGUUACGAUGGCAAGUUAAUUACAGCUGGAAGCGGCGAUGGUUUAGUCCAGGUAUUUGAUACGCAUAGUAGAACAGUAUUACGACAAUUACAUGGUCAUAAGAGAGCUGCUCAUGUAGCCCGUUUCGCAAUGAACAAUCUACACAUUAUUUCGGCCUCAGAUGACAAAUUAGUUCGUUGCUGGGAUUUACCCACUGGAAAAGAAGUUGCUAUUUUUGAUGAACAUACGGAUUACAUCCGAGCUGGAGAUGUCAGUAGAGUUAGCAGCGAUGUUUGGGUAACAGGAUCGUAUGACCAUACCUUAAAGCUAUGGGACAGGCGUACAGACAAGAGUUCGAUGACUAUAGAUCAUGGAGCUCCUGUAGAAGCAGUGUUAAUUUACCCUAGUGGAAGUAUUUGUAUCUCGGCAGGAAGUAAUUAUAUCAAGGUAUGGGACCUUAUUGGUGGUGGACGCCUACUGAUGGGUGUUACAAAUCAUCAAAAGACUAUUACAUGCUUGUGUUUAGAUAACAGUGGGCAAAGACUUUUAUCCGGGUCGUUAGAUAGACACGUCAAGAUAUAUGAUAUCAAAGAUUACAAAGUUGUCCACAGUAUGGAUUAUUCCUCACCCAUAACAAGUUUAGGCAUAUCGCCCGAUGAUAGCCAUUUAGUAGUUGGUAUGUCCGACGGACUAUUAUCUAUCAAGGAAAGACCACGACAUAAACAAGAAUUGCCAAAGUUUAAAUGGAGACCAAAGGGUCGAACAGUUCGUUACUUUAAUAGUAGAAAAUCAGGCCCCUCAAAGGAUGCAGUUAUUGUGGCGGAAAAGAAAUUAACCCGGUUGCCUUUACAUGACAAACUAUUGCGUCAGUUUAAGUAUACUGAGGCUUUGGAUAGCGUUUUAAAGAAAUCUAGCAAUCACCCGCCUGUUAUUGUCAGUGUAAUACAAGAACUAAUAAGGCGCGAUGGCUUACCUAUAGCUUUAUCUGGGAGAGAUGAAGAUGCAUUAUUACCUGUAUUAUAUUUUAUAAAAAAGAAUAUAUCUAAUCCGCGCUAUAGUUCCCUAGUUUCUGAUGUUGCUAAUAUUGUAUUUGAUAUAUACUCACCGAUUUUAGGCCAAUCCUCGAAAGUAGAUAAUCUGUUUCUACAGAUCAAAGAUAAAAUUCAUGAAGAAACAAGGCUUCAUGAAUCGUUUGGAAAGUUAUUAGGGGUUAUUGAUAUGAUGCUAACAGCAAAUAAUACGUCAGCUAAUUCUAUAUCGGCUGCCCCAUUGACGUAG
Trichoplax adhaerens is the source of this 1521-nucleotide messenger RNA. RefSeq lists its product as uncharacterized. NCBI's taxonomy places the organism in Eukaryota, Metazoa, Placozoa, Uniplacotomia, Trichoplacea, Trichoplacidae. The record is from RefSeq and is a predicted model, not a curated record. Gene Ontology annotation, cellular component: nucleolus. The transcript has 14 exons. Gene Ontology annotation, biological process: rRNA processing; positive regulation of transcription by RNA polymerase I. Gene Ontology annotation, molecular function: protein binding. The coding region runs from base 1 to 1521 and encodes 506 amino acids.